Mesocestoides corti is the source of this 1098-nucleotide messenger RNA. Lineage: Eukaryota; Metazoa; Platyhelminthes; Cestoda; Cyclophyllidea; Mesocestoididae. The record is from the annotation of a GenBank genome assembly.
AUGGAACGACAUCCAAAUGAGGUAGAGGUGAUGGAUGAUGAGGCUGUCCAGCAACCGCUCAGGGAGAUUUCAGUUCCCCCGCUUUUAUCAGGAGGCGAACAGCCAAUGGUUAGUGGGACUAGCGGGGCUCUCUCAGCUGCUAGCAAUGCCGCUCGUAUUGCCUGGGAGCGAGCGAAUGAAGUCACUGGCGCCUCAGAUGAUCAUCUGAAGUACAACGUGGAAGUACACCAAUCCAUAGUUAACGCAAAACCCUGGGUAAAGGACCCACACUACUUCAAAUCGGUUAAGAUUUCGGCCAUUGCGCUGCUCAAAAUGCUUAUUCAUGCCCAGUCUGGCGGGAUCUACGAGGUUAUGGGUAUGCUCAUCGGAAAGGUUGCACACGAGACCAUGAUUGUUGUGGAUUGUUCGCCUUUGCCUGUCGAGGGAACUGAAACUCGCGUCAAUGCGCAGGCUGAAGCCUAUGAGUACAUGACAACGUAUAAGGAAAUGCUUUCGGAGGUGGGUCGCCCCGAAAACGUGCUCGGCUGGUACCAUUCCCAUCCCGGCUACGGAUGUUGGUUAUCCGGCAUUGAUGUGAGUACGCAGCUAUUGAACCAAACUUUUCAGGAGCCCUUUGUUGCCAUUGUUGUCGAUCCAACUAGAACGACCUCGUAUGGGAAAGUCAACCUGGGUGCUUUCCGCACUUACCCCGAGGGCUAUAAGCCUCCGGACGAAGGGCCUUCUGAAUAUCAGUCCAUACCCAUGGAUAAAAUUGAGGAUUUUGGUGUCCAUUGCAAGCGCUACUAUUCCCUUGAAGUGAGUUAUUUCAAGUCGACACUGGAGAAAUACAUAAUCAAUUUAUUAUGGAACAAAUAUUGGGUAAACACCCUAAGUUCUGCCAGUAUUCUUGCUCAGUCAAACCACUUGACUGAUAUGACCAAAGAUCUCGCUGAAAAAGUUGAAAACGCUGCGUCCUCUGUUAAUCGAAUGGGUUCCGAUCAAGGACGACUUCAGGAUAAAUUGGCCAAGUGCAGCAAAGAUGCGACCAAAAUGGCAAUGGAACAAAUGAAUGCACUUGUUGGACAGCUAAUCAAGGACAAUCUUUUUAAUGUUUCGUGA